UGUCCAAGCGGCUGAAUCCUCAUCUAGGAAUUGCAAACAAUUUCACCGGGUAGCGAAAGAAAAAGCAGCUACGGUUUACCAGUGCAUCUCGCAGACAAACGCCACUUAGAUUUGGAUCGCAAACAGAAAUCUUUUUAAAUGUUGCUGCGCUGCGUUAAUACUUCCCUGAGCAAAGGAGAUCACUGAGAACAUUGCAAUGCACUGGUGUCUAUAAGCGAAGAGGAGAUUAUCCCUGGGCACUGCUCGAUGGCUCUGUGGAUCCGUUGAGACUGUCUUGCGUGGUGGAUUUCCCCAAAGCCCAACAGAGAGUUUUUCUCCCCACCGCCUCCGCCCCCUUCACAAAAAAAUAAUAAUACUGAUGGUGCAGAAAUAGUUCACAGCUCUCUCACUCAACUGUGUGUGAUGUCUUGGCUGCAUUGAUUGAAGUGCUGUAAGUGGGCGCAGAGUGAGUGAGAGAGAGAGAGACCUGAGGUGCUAAGUAACUGUAGUGUGUGUCUGUCUUAUGCACAUGAAGCAGGGGCUGGAACCCUUCUCACUCUCACUCUCAUCUCCUGUCACUGAGGAGCUCUUCCGAGCGGCCGAGGCUUUUUAUCGAUAUCCACACUACAAAGCCUUAGCAGAGCGAGGAUCCCACAUCAGACCCACGCCUCCUUCCCUCUUUCAAGAGCAGUAACUUUUCCUCCCCAUCCCCUUUUUCUCCCUACCACCACAUCUCCCUACUGCACCCUCCCCAAUAUACACAGACUCCCUCACCUACCACCACUCCAAAAAAAAAUUGCUACUUUUUCGCCUCCUGCCUUUUAUUGGUCUGCAUGAAAACACCGAGAUUAAAGUCAAAACUCUGGAAAGUCCCAACCGGCAUCAGAAGCAGUCAGAGCCAUGCCGAGAAGAAAACAGCAGGCGCCGCGUCGGUCGGCAGCAUACGUCCCCGAAGAGGAACUGAAGGCAGCUGACUUGAGCAAGGACCUGCCCGAGGAUGAGCUGCCUGCGGCGGGGGAGCAGGACUGCAAGUUCCACUGCCCGAAGGAGGAAGAGGAGAGCAAAGAGGCGGCCAGCUGCCAGAACUCACCGGCCAGCAUGACGGCCAAUCCUGAGCCGGGCGGUAGGUCGCCCGUCAGCGAUGCCAGCGACCAGCUGGCGGACCUGCGGAGCGUCUCGUCCAAGGACGGGCAGGAGCGGGAAGAGGGGCUGGCCGAGGACAGGCCGCCGGCCUCGCGGGACAGCCUGGCGCAGAUGAAGGCGGCCUACUCCAACCUGCUGAGCAGCUCCUACUGGACCAGCCUGGGCCUGGACCUGAAGACGGCCAACCAGGCCAGCGGCAGCGGCAGCAGCAAUGGCAGCAGUCACAAUGGCAGUGGUGGUGGCGUAGGCUAUGACUGGCACCAGGCCGCGCUGGCCAAGACGCUCCAGCAGACCUCCUAUGGAAUCAUCCAGGAGCCUAGCCUGUUCAGCACGGUGCAGCUGUAUAGGCAGCAGAACAAACUGUUUGGGUCGGUGUUCACCGGCGCCAGCAAGUUCCGCUGCAAGGACUGCAGCUCGGCCUACGACACCCUGGUAGAGCUGACCGUGCACAUGAACGAGACCGGCCACUAUCGCGAUGACAAUCGCGACCGGGACCCCGACAACCCUCGCAAGUGGUCCAAGCCCAGGAAACGCUCCCUCAUGGAGAUGGAGGGCAAGGAGGACGCCCAGAAAGUCCUCAAGUGCAUGUACUGUGGCCACUCCUUCGAGUCCCUGCAGGACCUCAGCGUGCACAUGAUCAAGACCAAGCACUAUCAGAAGGUGCCCCUCAAGGAGCCUGUGCCAGCCCUGGCCUCCAAGCUUCUGCCUCCCAACAAGAGGAGGGCACAGCAGGAACCUCCGCCCUGCUCACCGGAGUCUGCCCCAAAUCCCUCAGGCUUGCCUGCCGGAGAGUCAGCCUCAGCCCAGAAAGCAGCCAAUCCUUACGUGACUCCUAACAACCGCUAUGGCUACCAGAAUGGCGCCAGCUACACCUGGCAGUUCGAGGCCCGCAAGGCGCAGAUCCUCAAGUGCAUGGAGUGCGGGAGCUCCCACGAUACCUUGCAGCAGCUGACGGCACACAUGAUGGUGACCGGGCACUUCCUCAAGGUCACCAACUCCGCCUCUAAGAAGGGCAAGCAGCUGGUGUUUGACGCAGUGGCUGAGGAGAAGAUCCAGUCCAUUCCCUUGCCUCCCUCCACCCCGGCACGGUUGGUGGUGCCCACUGCCCAAGCCAAGCCCGAAACCUCGCCGCCGCCGCUGGUGAACGAGAGGAAGGAGCAGGAAGAAGAGCCGGCAGAGGAGGACGAAAAGGAGAGGGAGAUAAAGGAGGAGAGGGAAGACCAUGAUGAGAAGUUUGAAUCCACUUCCCAGUACCAGUAUCUGCGGGAGGAAGAUCUGGAUGAGAGUCCGAAAGGUGGUAUUGAUAUCCUGAAGUCUCUGGAGAACACGGUCACCUCUGCCAUCAACAAAGCCCAGAAUGGCGCUCCCACGUGGGGAGGCUAUCCGAGUAUUCAUGCUGCUUAUCAGCUCUCAGGAGCGAUCAGACCCUUUCAAACGGCAGGGCAGAAUGCCCAGUCAACCCCAUUCUACACCAACAACCUGAAGGCCCCAUCUUCCGAGCACCUGGCUGUGGUGGAGCCCUCAGAGUGCCAGUCGCCGCCACCUCAGAAGAGCAACGUCCAUGCCAUGGAAGAGCUGGUGGAGAAGGUUACGGGCAAAAUGACCAUCAAGGCGGAAGAGAAGGCUGCGGAGAAAGAGCAGGCAGCUGCUCCCAGGAUCAAGGCUACCUGCGGCUCCUCAUCCCCGGCCGUGAGGGACUCACCCAGGGCCGAAGACUGUGAGGUUUCAAUGCAGCCAUUGAGAAACAGCGAUGGCCAGGAGGUGAAAGUGAAAAAGGAGACCAGUUUGGACAGCUCUUUCCCAAAUGGGACGGAGUGUUUUAGGUCAACAGUCAGCAAUGGCUGUAACAGUAUGGCGAUUAUCACUGACCAGUCACCUGAGUCACCAUUUGUCAAUCCACUCAGUGCUCUCCAGUCAAUUAUGAACACGCACUUGGGCAAGGCAGCCAAGCCCCUGAGUCCCAGCCUUGACCCCUUGGCCAUGCUGUACAAAAUCAGCAACAGUGUGCUGGACAAGCCCAUCUUCCCUGCCACUCAGGUCAAGCAGGCGGACAUUGUGGACCGGUACUACUAUGAAAAUAACGAUCAGCCAAUAGACUUAACCAAAUCGAAAAGCAACAAGAAGCUCAUUUCCGCCAUGACGGAGACGAUUCUCUCCACAUCACGGGAAAACGCGCUGUUGGACAUCUCUGACAUGGUGAAGAACCUCACGGGACGGCUGACGCCCAAGUCGUCAACGCCCUCUACGGUGUCGGAGAAGUCAGAAGCCGAUGCCAGCAGCUUCGAGGAAACCUUGGAGGAUAUCUCUCCCAUCCAGAAAAGGAAGGGCAGGCAGUCUAACUGGAACCCCCAACAUCUCCUAAUGCUGCAAGCUCAGUUUGCAGCCAGCUUACGGGAGUCUUCCGAAGGCAAAUACAUCAUGUCGGACUUAAACCUCCACGAGCGGGUACACAUUUCCAAGUUCACCGGCCUCUCCAUGACCACGAUAAGCCAUUGGCUAGCCAACGUCAAGUAUCAGUUAAGAAGGACAGGUGGAACGAAAUUCCUGAAGAACUUAGACACGGGUCACCCAGUUUUCUUCUGUAAUGAUUGUGCCUCACAGUUUAGGACUCCUUCCAGCUACAUAACUCACCUGGAGACUCACUUAGGGUUUUCUAUGAAGGAUCUCUCCAAGUUAUCAGUAGAGCAACUUCGCGAGCAGCAGGCGGUUUCUAAGGUGAUACCAAAUAGGUCCGUGAACUCAGUUGGGAUGUCCGAGGAGGAUGUAAACUCGACAUUCCAGUGUAAAAUGUGCAACAGGACAUUUGUAAGCAAACAUGCGGUCAAAUUGCACCUUAGCAAAACACAUGGCAAGUCUCCAGAGGACCACCUGUUAUAUGUAACUGAGUUUGAGAAACAGUAGCACCCAGAAAGAAGAUGCGGAACAAGCUUCUUCGAGAUUGUGCCCACUUUGCGGCCUGUCCUCCUGAUGCCCUCUGCUUGCCCCUCAGUCAUGCAUCACUCUUUCUGUCACAUUGAACUCCAGAUGCUCCUACCCCAGAGAAAUGUUCUGACUCCAGCAAUUCUUCUUCAUUCUCACUAACAAUUUGGUAAUGAAAUAUUGAUUUUUAGUUAGAUUCAUAUUGAUGCUAUUAGGUUUGCAUCGAUAAAUCAUGUUGGGCUCCUCUACGAACAGAUAUAGAGCGCUGUACUGAACUCUGGAGAUUAUGUCCAAGUACACUGAUGUGUUAAUUUGAUGGAUCUUUCACCAUUAGAGGGGUAAGAGUGUGUGUCAGGAGACAGGGGGUAGGAGGAGCAAGGUGAUAAUAAGAGAGGAAGACAUUAUUUCCCCCAUGUUUUUCUCCUGUGUUUUUUUAAAACUAAGCACCUACAUUGACAUGUUCUUUGAUGGGAGAAUGCAAAUGAAUUAGGAGCUGCACCGGCUAAUCUGCUCGGAGUGAAGGUGGUGCUCACGAGGCAGGGAAGGACGUGGUCCUCCUUAUCUGAGCGUGCUCUGGACUCCUUGUAUGUGUCUGCAAUCUCAGGGCUUGUGUGACCUUUUUCCACACCCCCUCCCCCUUCUCAACACGGAAAGGAAUGUGGAUGAAUGCAAAACAGCUGCUUUGUACGACGACAUGUCUGCGUCAAUGGACAGACAGGCGGCCAGUCCUCACCGGAAAAAGACCAGCAUGGAUGGUGGAUCAUAACUCAUUACCACUGUGUAGGGUCAAGUACCCCAGGACUGUAAGGAGUGGAUCAACGGAUAUAUAAAUGUCAGCAAAGAAGACUGAUUGCGUACGUUAAAGUGUUCAAUCUGCCAGACAGGUCCGGCUGUUCUUCACCUCUCCCAAGUCAGGGAUGCACAGAAUCCUGGAAGUUUACAAAUUUGUUAGGACAUUUAUUCACGGAGUCUAAGCCUAAAACAACAUUCUGUAUGUCUGCAUAGAAAGGAAUUGCACAUCCUUUCAUCCUUGAAUCCUGCUUGACUGCCCAUUGUUCAUCCCACUAGGCACUGGAGGCAGCAGACGUUUAG
This is a messenger RNA of Hypanus sabinus (Atlantic stingray), 5133 nucleotides long. RefSeq names its product teashirt zinc finger homeobox 1 (gene tshz1). Lineage: Eukaryota; Metazoa; Chordata; Chondrichthyes; Myliobatiformes; Dasyatidae. Gene Ontology annotation, biological process: regulation of transcription by RNA polymerase II. The record is from RefSeq and is a predicted model, not a curated record. Gene Ontology annotation, cellular component: nucleus. Bases 880 to 4023 code for a protein of 1047 amino acids. Gene Ontology annotation, molecular function: DNA binding; DNA-binding transcription factor activity, RNA polymerase II-specific. The transcript has 3 exons.